UAAAAGGCUACGGCAGCCACUACCGGCACCAGCUGCUGCCCAGCCUUCCCACUUGCUUCCCUGCCUGCCUCUGGCCGCCUUGAAUGCCUGCUUCUUCCAGCAACCUGUGAGCCUGACGAAGUGGAGACUAUGUCUACCUUUGGCUAUAGAAGAGGACUUAGUAAAUAUGAAUCCAUUGAUGAGGAUGAACUCCUGGCCUCCCUAACAGCUGAGGAGUUGAAGGAGCUGGAGAGGGAGCUAGACGACAUUGAACCUGACCGUAACCUCCCCGUGGGGCUAAGGCAAAAGAGUCUGACUGAGAAAACGCCCACAGGGACAUUCAGCAGAGAGGCAUUGAUGGCCUAUUGGGAAAAGGAGUCUCAAAAACUCUUGGAGAAGGAGAGGCUGGGGGAGUGUGGAAAGGUUGCAGAGGAAGACAAGGAGGAGAGUGAGGAAGAACUGAUCUUCACUGAAUGUAACAGCGAGGCGUCUGAGGAUGUGUACACAGAGGAGGAACAAGAGGCAUCCCAGGAGGACGAGGAGGACGAGGAGGAAGAAGAUAGUGAAGAAGAGGAAAGUACUGAAACCCCAAAAGACAUUAAUGGAACUGUGAAUUACAACAGUAUCAAUUCUGAAAGCUCUAAGCCAAAGAUAUUUAGGAGUCAAGUAGAAAACAUAAAUUUGACUAAUGGCAACAUCAAGAGAAACACAGAGUCUCCAGCUGCUAUUCACCCUAGUGGAAAUCCCACUGUGAUUGAGGAUGCUUUGGAAAAGAUUAAAAACAAUGAUCCCGAUACCACAGAAGUCAAUUUGAACAACAUAGAGAACAUCACCACGCAGACCCUCACCCGCUUUGCAGAUGCCCUCAAGGACAACACGGUGGUGAAGACGUUCAGCCUGGCCAACACACACGCAGAUGACGCUGCAGCCAUAGCCAUUGCCGAGAUGCUCAAGGUCAACGAGCACAUCACCAGUGUGAAUGUGGAGUCCAACUUCAUCACUGGCAAGGGCAUCCUGGCCAUCAUGCGAGCUCUGCAGCGCAACACAGUGCUCACAGAGCUGCGCUUCCACAACCAGAGGCACAUCAUGGGCAGCCAGGUGGAGAUGGAGAUCGUCAAGCUGCUGAAGGAGAACACAACAUUGUUGAAGCUGGGGUAUCAUUUUGAGCUCCCUGGACCAAGAAUGAGCAUGACAAGCAUCUUAACAAGAAAUAUGGAUAAGCAGAGGCAAAAGCGGAUACAGGAGCAGAAGCAGCAAGAAGGGUAUGAAGGAGGAUCCAAUCUUAGGACGAAAGUCUGGCAAAGAGGAACACCUGGGUCUUCACCUUAUUCAUCUCCCAGGAACUCUCCCUGGUCAUCCCCAAAACUCCCCAAGAAAGUGCAGACUGUGCGGAACAAACCUCCGUCUCCUGUGGUCCCACCACCUCCCCCUCCCCCUCCCCUUCCCCCUCCCCAAAUGCCGCCACCUCCUCCUCCACCUCCUCCUCCUCCUCCUCCACCUCCCCUGCCAGAGAAAAAGCUCAUCACCCGCAACAUUGCAGAAGUCAUCAAACAACAAGAGAAAGCCCAGCGGGCACUACAAAAUGGACAGAAAAAGAAAAAAGGAAAAAAGGUUAAGAAACAGCCAAACAACAUCUUAAAGGAAAUAAAAAAUUCUCUGAGGUCAGUGCAAGAGAAGAAAAUGGAAGACAGUUCUCGACCUUCUACCCCACAGAGAUCAGCUCAUGAGAACCUCAUGGAAGCGAUUCGGGGAAGCAGCAUCAAACAGCUAAGGAGGGUGGAGGUUCCAGAAGCUCUGCGAUAAACGUCUCUAGAAGAUGACUCGGAACUGUUGAGUGGUGUUUAAUGAGAUGCAUUGUGAGAUAGUCCUAAAAUACACGUAACUUGAAUGUUCCCUGUCUUUAAAGCUAGCCUCGCCUGGGAAUUCCAAAGAGAAUUUUAAGAAACAAUCAGUAUUUUUUCUUCUGUAAAUAUGCAAACAAACUUCUUUUAUAUGACAUAAGAUUGAUAUGGGCAGGGAGUGACAGAUGAUCUUCCUAUCUCUGGAUGUGUUGGUGACUCUGAGUUGUAAUGAGUUAUAGAAAUGUGAUAUUAUUUUUGUAAUUCCAAUAAAUUUGGAUUGAAGGUUUAUUUUCUUUUUUUUAAAGCCAAACUAAUAUUUUUCUUAGUUGAUACAUCUGUUAAGUAUGUAACAUUUCUGAAUAUUAAAAAUAUAUUUUCACCCAAAA
Messenger RNA from Cavia porcellus (domestic guinea pig), 2206 nucleotides. RefSeq names its product leiomodin 2 (gene Lmod2). Bases 130 to 1782 code for a protein of 550 amino acids. The record is from RefSeq and is a predicted model, not a curated record. Gene Ontology annotation, cellular component: myofibril; striated muscle thin filament; cytoskeleton. Gene Ontology annotation, molecular function: actin binding; tropomyosin binding. The transcript has 3 exons. Gene Ontology annotation, biological process: pointed-end actin filament capping; muscle contraction; myofibril assembly. NCBI's taxonomy places the organism in Eukaryota, Metazoa, Chordata, Mammalia, Rodentia, Caviidae.